Messenger RNA from Pseudomassariella vexata, 2424 nucleotides. Its product is annotated as pentatricopeptide repeat domain-containing protein. Gene Ontology annotation, molecular function: protein binding. NCBI's taxonomy places the organism in Eukaryota, Fungi, Ascomycota, Sordariomycetes, Amphisphaeriales, Pseudomassariaceae. The transcript has 2 exons. The coding region runs from base 1 to 2424 and encodes 807 amino acids. The record is from RefSeq and is a predicted model, not a curated record.
AUGCGGUCGCAAUUGACCCGCCAUGUCUUGCGACGCCUGCUUGCCCACCAUGCCCUGGUGCCGCCAUGCCCCGUCCUCGCUCGACCUACCCUGCGCGGAUAUCCCGUCAUAUCCCGUGUAACAAGGUCCUCUCAGAGGAGGACUUUCCUCGAAUUCUUCAGGAAGCCUCCCCGGGCGCCCAAGGACCUCGAGAUCGAUCCCGGAUACGAGAUACUAGUGCAAUACUGGAACCACAAGACAGAAGAUCUUCGGCUCCCCUCAAAUGAGGAACUGGUGGCAGCGUUUCGAGAAUUUUGCAGGCACAAGAAGAUGACCAGUCGUCAGCCACUCACUGCAACCCAAGUAAGAAUUCUCCACAACGUCCUCAACCACCUCUGCCAUCCAUCGCAGCUUGACGGCGGCCUCACAGUGGGAGAUCUGAGGACAGCGAGGGAGGUCGUCCUGAUAGUGCCGCGGGAUGACACGGACGAUCAUGUCAAGUUGUCUAAGUUCCUCUUUGCAAAAAUACGAAAGAUGGCUCAAGACAAGCGUCGGGAGGUGCGGGGGACUUCAAAAAUGACGGAUGAGGCAGAAUAUGCAGUCGACUUGGCGGUGCUUUUAAGAGCCUUGACCCAGUAUGGAAGAUCCACCGAGGCCAGGCAAUACUUACUGGACUUCUGGGCCAAAGUUGGCCGAAAUGACCCAAACAUUGGAUUGGGACGUACCAAAGCCCUGUGGAUUCCUGUGCUCCGUGGUCUUGCACAGGAAGGCAACGAAACCCAAUUACUGGAAAUGCUGGACGCUAUGGAGCAACAAGCUGGGCUUGCCUACAACCCGGGCGCCAAGGAGAUAGUGACGACCUUCUAUGCUCAAAAAAAUGAGUUCCACAAGAUGAAAGACUGGUUCACGAGACCAGUUGUGCCCGAAGCCCCUCCAACACCGAAAACAUACCAAGAGGUGUUCCGGUGUGCGGUGCGGAAUAACCACAAACCUUGGGCGAUAUCCUUGUAUCAAGACGUCGUCAACGGACUCGAGUCACUAACCGACACGAAGUACUUCGGAGAAAGCAUACUACUUAUAUAUCAAGGCGCAGUCAUUUUGCUCGGGAAGGGUGCUGAUCACAUUGAACACAUGAUGACGGCAUACUCUGACCGACACCCAUUUGAUCCUAAAUAUCAGCCCAGCAUUGAGACCAUCAACGGCCUCAUCGAAACCGCCGUGGAAAGGAACGAUGCGUAUCUCGCCGAGCGCCUCGUUUCCUUGAUAUCAAAACUAGGACUGAAAGCGAAUAGACAAACCCACAGCCUUCAAAUGGAGUACAGGAUACGCACCAAUGACUUGGACGGCGCCUUCUCCGCGUACCGAUCCCUCCAGAACUUUGAUGGCGACCGGCAGGACUGGCCGGCCUUGAAUAAACUGAUCCGCGCCAUGUGUACGGCCCCGACACCAAACCACGAGAGGGUUCUCGAUGUCGUAAGCCAUCUGGAGCAAGACACGGCGGUCUUGGAGGCGGAAACGGUCGUGGCAAUAUGCAUGACCUUUCUAAAGAACGAUGAACAUUUCGAAGUCAUUGAUACGCUAUCACUUCACACAGUCAACUUUAGUCAGCGCGAGCGACAGAUGGUAUGCAAGUCCUUCGUAGGAUAUUGCUUGGAGACAAAGAACACCACAGCCCGCGUUUGGGAUGCGUAUGCGCUACUGCGUCAGUUCUUCCCAGAUACACAGAACGAGGACCGCGUCAAGAUUAUGGACAGCUUCUUCCGCCGCAAACGGCCGGACAUGGCUUGUUUUGUAUUUGGCCACAUGCGUCAAGCGAAGAACCCUGCCAACAGGCCGACACUUGAUACCUAUGUUCAGUGCUUUGAGGGCAUCGGGAGGUGCCCAGAUAUAGAAAGCCUGAAGAUUGUACACAACAUGCUGAAGAUGGAUACGACCGUCGUACCAAAUACGCAGUUACACAAUGCCCUGAUGAUCGCCUACGCAGCAUGCGAAGAAGAUGACCGAGCACUGGACUUCUGGCAGGAGAUCAGCAACUCGGUCGAGGGCCCAUCGUAUAAUUCGUUAGAGAUCGUCUUCAGGAUAUACCAGAUCAACCACAACGGCGAUAAGAAAGCAAAGGCUCUCUGGGAGAAGAUGGAAAAGAUGGAAAUUGACGUACCCCCGAAAGUCUACGCGGCAUACGCAGGGGCGGUGGCAGCACACAGCAAUCCAGAUGAGGCAAAGAAACUUUUGGUGGAGAUGGAGGCCAAAGUCAACCAGGAGCCCGACACAAUGACUCUUGCCGUUGUGUACAACCGCUUGGCAAAUGAUGAGCAGAAAGACGAUUUUGAAAAGUGGGCUCAGGAAGAGUUUCCCCAUAUUUGGACAGAGCUGGCCAAAACAAAAAGAAAGCGAGACAGCGAGGGAUUACGCAAGUUCCGGAUGUCUCCGCCCUGGAAGGCGUAA